AUGCCCUGCCUCUGCUCUUUUAUUUGUUUUCAAAAACAUAAACAAGUAAAUUCGCCUCAAACAGCAGAUGAUGCCUCUAUUAGAUGUUAUAUUCGUAAAGAUAAACCUAUUGAACAAGAAUCAAAUGAAGAUACUUCAAAUAUAACAUGUGAUGAGCUUCUUUCUGAAGCAAUUCUUAGGAAAAUUGAAAAUGAUGAAAUACUACAAAAGCUUAUUAAUGAAUCUAAGCCAUUAAGAGAUAUUCUUCUAGAAAUAUAUGAAAAGAUUCCUUCUAAUAAUAAUAGUCCUUUUUCUGUACCAAAAUUUCUUUUAGAUAGAAUUUCAGAGUUGCGAAACUAUGAAACUAAUAAUCUAUUUUUAUCUUUUAUACAAAGAGUAUUAUAUCUUUCUAACCAAGAAAGAUUUAAUACUUAA
This is a messenger RNA of Pneumocystis murina B123, 414 nucleotides long. RefSeq lists its product as hypothetical. The coding region runs from base 1 to 414 and encodes 137 amino acids. The transcript is spliced from 3 exons. Lineage: Eukaryota; Fungi; Ascomycota; Pneumocystomycetes; Pneumocystales; Pneumocystaceae. The record is from RefSeq and is a predicted model, not a curated record.